Messenger RNA from Paramecium primaurelia, 869 nucleotides. The record is from the annotation of a GenBank genome assembly. Lineage: Eukaryota; Ciliophora; Oligohymenophorea; Peniculida; Parameciidae.
AUGAUAUCACUUUAUUAUAUUCUAAACUUUCUAUUAAUUAGCAUAUAUCCAAUUUCUAGAAUUUUUAGACUAUUAAAUUUCUUUAUUUUGGAUGUACCAGAUGAAUUAGGUACUACAAGAGAAAACUCAAUAUUUUAUACAAUCAUGGCAUUUGCAGUCAUAAAAUACUUAAGAAGUUAUUCUACUAUAUAAUUUUUGAGCUCACUUUUUUUUACAAUAAAAAUUGCAUUAAUAACUAGUUAUUUAUUUGUAGAUACAAAAAUUAGUAUAUUAUAUGGAGGUGCUUGUUUAGUGAUAUUUGUAUUAUGUAGUGAACCUAAAUUUAAUGGCAAAACAAAAAUAUAAGAUAUUGAAGAAAUUAAAGAAUUUGAAGAAGUUGUUGGAGUUAAAUUUAGAGAUAAUGAAGAUGGAGAUAUAAUUGAAGAAUUGAAUGAGAGAUUUAAUAAGAAAUAAAAAGGAAAAGAAAAAAAUAAGAAAAUAUAAAAUUAUAAAAUGACUGAAAUGGUAUUUGCUGAAUUUUAUGUUGAUUGGGCAGAUACUUGUAAUUAUGUAUUAUUUAUAUUUAUUUCAAGACUAAAGAAAUUUGGGCUAAUUUUUCAUGUAAAUAUACAACAAAAGGAUUGAAAUUUAUUUCAAUAAACUUAGCUAAAAUACCAAGAUUAGCUGAAUGUUAUAGAAUUAAUACAAGUGCUAUGUCCAGAUAAUUACCAACUGUAAUUCUUUUUGAAGAUGGAGAAGAAGCAUAAAGAUUUCCUCCAAUUGAUGAAAAAACAAAUAAAAUACCAAAAGUAUUAAAGUAUGGAAAGAAAGAAUUGUAAAGUUACUUUGAUUUAGAGAAAAGAUAUCUUGCUACAAGAGAUUUAUGAGAG